Molecule: messenger RNA, 987 nt
Organism: Exophiala spinifera
Lineage: Eukaryota; Fungi; Ascomycota; Eurotiomycetes; Chaetothyriales; Herpotrichiellaceae
Exons: 11
Coding region: 1-987 (328 amino acids)
Cellular component (GO): cytosol
Molecular function (GO): aldose reductase (NADPH) activity
Source: RefSeq, a predicted model, not a curated record
AUGUCUCGCGGUACGAAAGUAAAUCUCAACACGGGUGCUGCAAUCCCGACUUUGGGCUACGGCACCUGGCAAUCUGCACCUGGAGAGGUCUCGGUUGGCGUAUAUGAGGCUCUCAAAGCCGGGUACCGCCAUCUUGAUCUAGCAAAGGUCUACGGGAACCAGCCUGAAGUCGCCCAAGGCCUGAAGAAGGCUCUUGCAGAGAUCCCGGGCCUGAAGCGAGAAGAUAUUUUUAUCACGUCUAAGUUAUGGAACAACUCCCAUCGCCCUGAAUAUGUCGAAGAGGCGCUCGACCAGACCCUGAAGGAGUUGGAUCUAGACUAUCUCGAUCUGUAUCUCAUCCACUGGCCCGUGGCUUUUGAAAGACGCUCCGCCAAUGAGCUCUUCCCUCUGACCGCAAAGGACAGUGACGAAACUGUUCUUGACGACGGAGUUUCUAUCGUCGACACGUGGAAAGCCGUGGUGAAGCUGCCCAAGAGCAAAGUCCGUGCCGUCGGCGUUUCAAACUUCACCCCCGAGCACCUACAAGCCGUCAUUGAUGCUACCGGCGUUGUCCCGGCCGUCAACCAAAUCGAGAGGCAUCCACUGUUGCAGCAGAACGACACUUUGAUCAAAUACGCCAAGGAGAAGAACAUCCACAUCACAGCAUACUCGGCCUUUGGCAACAAUACCAUCGGGGUCCCGCUCCUCAUCGAGCAUCCGGUCGUAAAGGACGUCGCGGACAAGAUUGGAGCUACGCCCGCGCAAGUACUCCUUGCCUGGGCCCAAGUCGGUGGACAUUCAGUCAUUCCCAAGUCUGUCACCCCAAGCCGAAUCAAAUCCAACUUCCAAGAAGUCACGCUGGGCGAGGACGACGUCGCUGCCGUCAACAAGAUUGGCGAAACUCCACGGCGCUACAACAUUCCAAUGACAUACCAUCCCAGGUGGAAUGUCAACAUCUGGAAUGAAGAGCCAGAACAAAACGCCCGACGUGGUGUGAUUCUGGGAUAA